AUAUGAAGGGUAUGAAGGUAGGUAGUUGGGAUAUUAAGUAUUGUGAUCUAGAUGGAGAUGGAAAAUAAAAAGAAAUGUAUUUAUUGUAUUAGUAAAAUUUGGUUAGAGGUAGUGGGACAUAUGAUUAAAACGGAAUUAAAAUUGGGAAGUGGAUUGAGCUGGAUGAAGGGUUUAAAAAAGAUAAAUAAGUUACUUUGAGUGGUGAAUAUAAUAUGAAAGGCCAGAAAAUAGGUAGAUGGAAUAUUCUCACUUUAAAUUAUAGUAACUAAUUGUGGUAAAAAUAUAAAAAGUAGAUUUUAUAGUGGUUGUAUAAAUUUUGAUGAAAAUGGAAAUAAAAUAUAUAAGACUGAGAAGUGAUUUAUUUGUUUAUUUUUAGUAAAUCUAUUAUUUUUGUUGGAUAAUUUAGAAAUAACGCAAAAAUAGAUAGAUGGGAUACUUUGUAUAAAUAUAAUGAGAAGGAAUAUAUAAAAAUGUAAUUAUUAUUAAGAUGUGUUAUUAUUUUAGAGGUGGUGGUAUAUAUAAUUAAGUGGAAAUUAAGGUUGGAAAAUGGAUAGAGAUGGACGUAGGGUUUAAAAAAGUUAAAUAAGUCACUUAUAAGGGUGAAUAUAAUAUUAAUGGUAUGAAGGUAGGAAGAUGGAAUAUUAAUUUUGCCUAUUUAGAAAAAGAUGAAUACAAAGAAAUGUAAACUUCAUAAUAAUAUUUUAGUGGUGGUGGAUCAUAUGAUUAAGAGGAAAACAAGAUAGGAAAGUGGAUAGAGUUGGAUGAAGAGUUUGAUUAAUAGAAAUAAAUCACCUAUAAUGGUGAAUAUUUUAUGAAAGGUAUAAAGAUAGGUAGAUGGGAUAUUAAUUAUUGUGAUCUAAAUGGAGAUGGAACAUAUAAAUUAAUGUAUAUAUUGAGAAAUAAUCGGUUAGUGGUGGUGGAUAAUAUGAUUAAAAGGGAAUAAAAAUUGGAAAGUGGGCCGAAUUGGAUAAAGAGUUUAAUUAAUCGAAAAAUAUCACCUAUAAUGGUGAAUAUUCGUCGAAAGGUAUAAAGAUAGGUUUAUGGGAUAUUAAUUAUUGUGAUCGAGAUGGCGACGGAAAAUAUAAAUUAAUGUAUUUAUUCUAUAAAUAUUGUCAUAAAGUGGUGGUGGAUCAUUUAAUUAAGAAGGGACCAAAAUUGGGAGGUGGACUGAGUUGAACGGAAUUUUUUCUAAAUAUUAUUAAUUCACUUAAAGUGGUGAAUAUAAUAAAAAAGGUAAAAAGAUUGGUGUUUGGAUUGAAAUGGAUAUAAAGAAUAACAAAAAACACGGAAAAAAAAAAUAUGAUUAUUGA
Molecule: messenger RNA, 1310 nt
Organism: Paramecium sonneborni
Lineage: Eukaryota; Ciliophora; Oligohymenophorea; Peniculida; Parameciidae
Source: the annotation of a GenBank genome assembly